Molecule: messenger RNA, 2894 nt
Organism: Rubroshorea leprosula
Lineage: Eukaryota; Viridiplantae; Streptophyta; Magnoliopsida; Malvales; Dipterocarpaceae
Source: the annotation of a GenBank genome assembly
AAAAGUUUGGUUUUCUCUGUUACUUAAAUUUAACAAUCAGGGUUCUAGUGCCGGAGGAGAGGGUUUUGAAGUUACAAAAUAUGGUCAUGGAUGUGUUGCACUGAUAGGAUUUCCGAGUGUGGGGAAGUCAACACUUUUAACAAUUUUAACAGGCACCCAUUCAGAAGCAGCAUCUUAUGAAUUCACUACACUGACCUGCAUUCCUGGUAUCAUAAAUUACAAUGAUACCAAGAUUCAGCUACUUGAUCUUCCUGGAAUUAUUGAAGGUGCUUCUGAAGGAAAGGGGCGUGGAAGGCAGGUUAUUGCUGUUGCGAAAUCUUCAGACCUUGUGUUGAUGGUUCUUGACGCCUCCAAAAGUGAGGGACAUCGCCAAAUUUUGACAUAGGAACUGGAGGCUGUGGGUUUGCGUUUAAACAAAAGACUGCCUCAAAUAUAUUUCAAAAGAAAGAAAACAGGAGGUAUUUCUUUCAAUAGCACUCUCCCAUUAACUCGUGUGGAUGAGAAGCUUUGUUACCAGAUUCUUCAUGAAUACAAAAUUCAUAAUGCAGAGGUUCUAUUUCGUGAGGAUGCCACCGUGGAUGAUUUAAUAGAUGUCAUUGAAGGGAACCGCAAAUAUAUUAAGUGUGUAUAUGUUUACAAUAAGAUAGAUGUUAUUGGUAUUGAUGAUGGGGAUAGAUUGGCUCAGCAGCCAAAUUCUGUUGUCAUUAGCUGCAAUCUGAAGCUGAACCUAGACAGACUGCUUGCAAAGAUGUGCCAAGAAAUGGGACUUGUGAGAGUAUAUACAAAACCACAAGGCCAGCAACCCGACUUCACUGACCCUGUUGUUCUUUCUGCUGUAUGUGAGAUAUUUCCCAUCAUUCAUGCAUUACUACAUUGUCGGAUCCAUGCAUGGAAUUUCUGUAGCUCUCUCAAACCUAUUUCCUUGUUUCUAUUGCUCUGUGUAUGUGAUAGGAUAGAGGUGGCUGCUUGGUUGAAGACUUUUGUAACCACAUACAUAGGAGUUUAGUGAAGGAUGUGAAAUAUGUGCUUGUGUGGGGUACAAGUGCAAGGCACUACCCUCAGCACUGCGGCAUCAGGCAUGUCCUGCAAGAUGAGGAUGUCAUUCAGAUCGUCAAGAAAAAGGAGAAAGAAGGAGGGAGAGGUCGGUUCAAAUCACAUUCAACCGCUCCUACUCGGAUAUCUGACAGAGAGAAGAAGGCUCCCUUGAAGACCUAAACCAUGUGGGGCAGCAUUGCGUUGUGGGGGUGGCAAGGCAAGUCCAUAGGGAGAGAGCAUCCUUUUUGUUGUCUCAUGAAUGACUUCUGGUUUCCUGGUGAUAACCUCAGUUAUGCCCACCACCUGUUCGGCCAAUUGCCCAGCUGCAAAAAUCAGUACCUUUGGACUUCCCUCAUACGUUCCCAUGUCAUCCACGCUCAAUUCAGCCUGUCAAUCCGUUUAUACAGUAAGAUGCAGAGGGAAGGCGUACUGCCAUCUGAGUUCACCUUCUCCUCUGUGCUCAAUGCUUGUGCUCGGAUUCCGGCGAUUUUGGAGGGCAAACAAGUUCAUGGGAGAGUGGUAAAAUCCAGUUUUUUCACGAACAGGAUAGUGCAAACUGCGUUGCUUGAUAUGUACGCGAAAUGUGGGUGUUUGGUGGACGCACAGAAUUUGUUCGAUGUUAUGUGUGACAAAGAUGUUGUUGCUUGGACAGCGAUGAUCUGUGGAUACACUAAGGUAGGAAUGAUGCAAAAAGCCAUGAGCUUGUUUGAUUGCAUGGGGGAGCGGAAUGUGGUCACAUGGACGGCUAUGGUUGCUGGGUAUGCUAAUUCUGGAGACAUGAAAGCAGCAAAGGAGUUGUAUGAUAUGAUGUGGGUGAAAAAUUCAAUUACAUGGGUUGCUAUGAUUGCAGGCUAUGGGAAGUGUGGUGAUGUGAGUGAGGCCAAAAGGGUGUUUGAUGAUAUAGUAGCACCAGAUGCCACGUGUUGGGCAGCAAUGCUGGCUUGUUAUGCACAGAAUGGUUAUGCACGGGAGGCUAUUGACAUGUAUAUGGAAAUGGGAAAUGAAAACGUAAAAAUUACUGAUGUGGCAAUGGUGGGGGCUAUUUCAGCUUGUACCCAACUGGAAGAUGUUGAAAUGGCAAAGAGAUUGACUAAGAAUAUGGAGAAAGGAUGCUGUGAUCGAACACUAUUUUUAUCAAAUGCUUUUAUUCACAUGCAUGCAAAAUGUGGAUGUAUGGAUCAGGCCUGGAAGGAAUUCAAUACAAUGAAGGAGAGGGAUGUGGUAUCUUAUGGUGCAAUGAUAACAGCCCUAGCUGAUAAUGGGGAGACCGAAGAAGCUUUGAAUCUAUUUUCAAAGAUGCAAAAGGAAGGAAUAAAACCAAACCAGAUUACCUUCAUAGGAGCCCUCAGUGCAUGUAGUCAUGCUGGACUAAUAGAAGAAGGCUGCAAACUAUUUAACCUGAUGACCAGAGUUCUUGGCAUUAAGCCCUUAAGCCAGCACCUCACUUGCAUGGUAGUUCUCCUUGGAAUGACUGGGCAACUCAAAAAUGCAUAUAAUCUUAUCAUGGAGUACAAAGGUGUCUCUGAUGCAGGAACUUGGGGUGCUUUGCUUGGAGCUUGCAAGGUACAUGGUAACACGCAAUUAGGUGAAAUUGCAGCCAGCCAUCUCUUUGAAAUUGAGCCUCAGAGUGCAGGAAACUAUGUGGUUCUGGCAAAUACUUAUGCUUCACUGGAUAGAUGGGGAGAUGCAGAGAGAGUGAGGAAGAUGAUUGGUGGAAGAGGAAACAGAAAGUUUCCUGGUUGCAGCUGGGUAUCAAUUAUCAAGUAACGAGAUACAAACUGAUAUUCCUCUGUUGUUCAAACUAUUUUUUGGUCUGUACAUUAGAGAAUGCUUUUAAUUAAUAAAUAUAAUUGAUUUUG